AUGACAUUGGAGGUUAUCUUCGUGACACGCCACGGUUUCCGCUCCAACUGGCUGGUCGACCAUACCAACGGUAGUUACUCGUCCACUCUCAGGUCCCCUACGGGUAUAGCCGCAGACCCAGCCCUCACAGCCCACGGCGUAGAUCAAGCCAAGGAGCUGGGCCAGCGUUUGGUUGCAGUAGACCCGCCCAUAGAGCGUGUUUACUCUAGUCUGUACUAUCGUUGUUUACAGACGGUAGAGCCAUUCGUCCGAGCAGUAUCGACCUCUCCAUCAUCUUUGCCAGAAGAAGCCAAAGAGGGCACUCGCCACUGCCAGCGACAGCUGCGUGUUCGAGGAGAAACAGGACUAGGCGAGUGGUACGGUUCGGCGCCCUUCGAACACCCUGUACCUGCGAGCCUUGCCACGCUCGAGUCUCAUUUCCCUUGCCUGCUGGACCGUGAUUAUCAGCUGGCAGUAGUACCGACACGGAUGGGCGAAAGUGUCGAUGAACUGCAUGACCGCCUGGCUGUUACCUUGGAGCGGCUAAUUGCCGAGUGUGAUAGGGAUGGCGUUCGUGCCGUUCUUCUCUGCUCGCACGCUGCGCCCAUCAUCGCUCUUGGUCGUGUUCUGACUGGCAAUAUGCCGGAGAACAUCGAGGUCGAAGACUUUCGAGCCUUUACCUGCGGCCUAAGUGUGUUUCGGCGACGAAAGGGGGCUUCGUCAAGAGCCAACGGGUCUCGCACAGCCACCAACACGGCCAGUAUGACUGCGGGCGCAUCUCGGACCCAGACGGGUCUUCAUGCUCCCGUAGUCUGGAGGGGUGGCCGAGGCGUAAAGGGUGGUUGGGACUGUGAACUGAACAGUGACUGUUCCCAUCUUUCUCAGGGAGAGGAACGAGGAUGGCGCUUCGCGGGCGAUGAGUCCUUUAAGGAUGUCCCUAACAAGAGCAUACUGGAUGCUGGAAUAUCACUGGGCGUCGUGGUGGAGGGCAACAAUGAGAGUGGCAAGUCUCACGGGAAAUCUUCCACUGGAGGCUCUCGUCUCUGACCAGAGAAGAUAAGGGGGCGAGACUCGCUCUCCCUUACUUUCACUACUGCAUGUCAGUG
Molecule: messenger RNA, 1085 nt
Organism: Neurospora tetrasperma FGSC 2508
Lineage: Eukaryota; Fungi; Ascomycota; Sordariomycetes; Sordariales; Sordariaceae
Exons: 4
Coding region: 1-1026 (341 amino acids)
Source: RefSeq, a predicted model, not a curated record